UGCCCGCCCCGCCCGCGCCCGCCGGGCCGCUGUCUCCGCCUGCCUGUCGCUGCCUCAGCGGCCGCCAGCUCCGACGACGAAGCGAAGGGUGGAGGGGAGGGGCAGGCGGCACCGGGGAGGGCGGCACCGGGCCGCAGGCCAAGCAGACGGGGUCACAAUCUGAGUUUUCAGCAAAAAAUGCUUUCAGAACAGACAGCAGCCCUGGGGACAGGAUGGGAGUCAGUAAAUGUCCAGCUGGAUGGAGCAGAGCCCCAGGUGGAAAGGGAAAGCCAGGAGGAGGGGCCAUGGAGAACAGCACCAGGGCCACUGGAACACCUGUGCUGUGACCUUGAAGAGGAGCCUCAGUCCCUUCAGGAGAAGGGUCAGUCGGCUCCCUGGGCUCCUACCAUUCCUCAGGAAGGGAGCACUGGAGAUUGGGAGAUGGCAGCUGCACUUCUUGCAGCUGGAUCACAGGGCCUGGUAACCAUCAAGGAUGUGUCACUGUGCUUCUCUCAGGAGGAAUGGCGGAGCCUGGACCCUUCUCAGACAGACUUUUACGGAGAAUACGUCAUGCAGGAAAACUGUGGGAUAGUGGUCUCUCUAAGAUUUCCAAUUCCCAAACUGGAUAUGCUUUCUCAACUAGAAGGGGGGGAAGAACAAUGGGUCCCUGAUCCCCAGGACUUAGAAGAGAGGGACAUCCUGAGGGUCACAUAUACAGGAGAUGGAAGUGAGCACGAGGGGGAUACCCCUGAACCAGAAGCAGAACCUCCCAGAAUGUUAUCCAGUGUGUCUGAAGAUACUGCUGUCUGGAGCCCAGAGCAGGAUGAGCGCUGGGAUUCCAUGCCCAGGAGCUCCAGAGGCAUGCUCCUGGGCCCACCUUUUCUUCAGGAAGAUAGCUUCUCAAACCUCCUGUGUAGCACAGAAAUGGAUUCCUUGUUAAGACCACACACAUGCCCCCAAUGUGGCAAACAGUUUGUGUGGGGCUCCCACCUUGCCAGGCACCAGCAAACACACACUGGGGAGAGGCCCUACAGCUGCCUCAAGUGUGAGAAGAGCUUUGGGCGAAGACAUCACCUGAUCCGACAUCAGAAAACCCACCUACAUGACAAGCCCAGCAGGUGCUCUGAGUGUGGCAAGAAUUUCCGAUGCAACUCCCAUCUAGCCAGCCAUCAGAGAGUGCAUGCAGAAGGCAAAUCCUGCAAGGGCCAUGAGGCUGGAGAGAGCCCUGGGGCUAGGAAACGGCAGCGUGCUGUGCCAGUGCCAAAGUGCCACGUGUGCACCGAGUGUGGGAAGAGCUUUGGCCGGCGGCACCACCUGGUGAGACACUGGCUGACCCACACCGGGGAAAAGCCCUUCCAGUGCCCUCGCUGUGAGAAAAGCUUUGGCCGUAAACAUCACCUGGACAGGCACCUGCUGACCCACCAGGGACAAAGUCCUCGGAGCAGCUGGGACAGAGGGACAUCUGUCUUUUGAAAUUUGUUUCUGCUGCAGUUGUAGUCACAUCUGUCAGCCGGUGCUAUCAGGAGUCUCUGCCAGAGCUGCCCCUCUCCUGUACCCAAUGGCCAGAAUCAUGAGUCCUGGCCCCAUCCCUAAAAAGAUGAGGUUCCAGCACUGGCCAGAGCACUUCUCACCAGUUCUGUGAGAUGUCACAUAAAAGAGUUCUUAGGGCAAAACUUUGGGAAACAAUGCUUUUACUACCUGGGCUGAUAUUCAGCCUGAGCCCAUUCUACAGGGUAUAGUGGUACCAGCAGUUUGUGGCUAAGGCCCAUUCUGAUUGGUUGGAGCCUGUGCCAUACCAGUUGUUAAAUAUUUUGAGUAUUACCUUUGUAUGAUUUUCUCUCUCUAGAUAUACAUAUAUACACAUACACAGAGAGAAAGACCAUAUUAGCAUAUUAAAGGCUCUGAAUACUUAUGCAGUAGAGCAAAUUGUUAAACCCCUUUUAAUGCAGUGUUUCCUAAAUGUAUUUGACCUCAGUAUGCUUUUUAUCUCACAUCCCACAGAACUGGUGACUCCAUGAAACACACUAGUGAACACUGAGUUAGAGAAUAACAAGGAAACAGGAAAGAGAAAGUGAUCAGGCACCCAGAGCCCCUUUUUCAUCCAAAUGAAAGCUGAGGGGGCCUCAAUCCUGUGUGGGCCCAUCACCCUUACCCUGAUCAUCUGAAUACACAUCCACACCUCUCACCCCACAUGCUGAAAAACAGAAACAAUAACCUCACACCCCCCCCCAUUUCCUGCUCCCUUCACCCUGCAUAUACAUAUAUCCAGCUGAGAGAUCACACUAGACUGCUAAGAGAUGGACCUUAUACCCCCAAGUAACCCAGGCCCACACAGAACAAAAAUACUGUAUCCCCUUGAACAGACCCCUCUCCUCUUGACAGUGUCUAUGUGUCUGUGUAUCUGUGUGCAGGGUCUUUGAAGAGAGCAUGCAAAGUGCUAACUGUAUAAGCUAGAUUUUCUAGGGGCUGUGUUCUGGGGAUGAGGGUAGUGGGAAUUGUAUGGGGUUUUUUGUUUUGUUUCAAGAUAGUAAAUAAGCUGAGCGAUUAAGGGAGCCCUAGUAGAAAGGGAUAGGUUGUGGCAGUUGAGGUCUAAAGUCUUCCCAGUAUCACUGAGAUCAAGACAACUGUGGACAAAUAUGUCUAGGUCUGAGUGUCUGGGCCACAGAUUCCUUUUGCCUGGGUGGAGAGAGAAAGACAAGUUCUCAGUGGUGAGGGGAGCUGUUUCUUGUUGAUUUCAAGCAAAGUGCAUAUAUAGAAGCUUUGUGCUGAGUGGGUUUUUCGGUCUUGUUUUAAGUGCUGGGAAAUUAUAGCAGGAGUCACAGUGCCUGCAGGUUGUUGUCAUCACUCUUGUUGGACCUUGAUUGCCUCAUCAAGGGGGAGAGUUAUUCUUGAGGAUUUCAUUCUCCUAGAUAAACAGAACUUUAGGGAAAAAUGGCUGUGGCUUAGCUUUUCAGCUGAUGCAGGGUAAUGAGCUUUCCAACUGGUUUUCUUCCCAACUCUGCGAAGAUGUCUGCACUAAGACUCUUAACCCCAGAACUUGUAUAAGUAUUCUAGCACCCAUUAGUUGAUGAGUUGGUCAUUGUUUCUCUUUACUGAUGAUGUGUUAAUACCAAUCUUAUUUAAAAAUUUUCUUGUAUGUAAGUGCAGAUUGUAGGUAGGGAGGGAAAAAAGCAAAGAGGAUGGAAGUGGGAUAGUUCUCUUUAGAGCUUAGAGUCUGGUUUUUCCUCAACACACUUAUUUCUCAACCACAGUUGGUGGAAUUAAUGAUAGAGGCAAGAAGAAGUGAGCCACAACAAUCUAGUUUAAUGACUGUUCCAUUUGCUUAGGAAAAGCUAGGUGAAUCACAGCUCGUUAGAGUCCUGGGCCCAAAUGGAGCCAAAAAUAGGGUCAUUUCACUGACUGGGCUUCUUAAGAGUGGAUAUGACUUGAGCAACCCAGCCCCCAUCUCCCCUCUGCUCAGAGCAGCAUUCCUUCUUUGCCUGGAAUACACUUCUCUUGCUUAUGUUCCUAUGAACAGAGCAAAAUGACCAGCCCCUUUGUAAAGCGUCCCUGUCCCAGGUCCUCAGAGACAGGAGCAUUAGGAUCAAUGUUAGGAGAUGCCACAGGAUGCAGGAAAAUACUAGACUCCAUUUGUAAAACUGGACUAUGCCAUUUCUUCACCAUCCCACACUGCCUCACUCAUUAAUACAGAUCAGCUUUAUGGGAGCAAUGGUUCAGAACCUGUUUUGGAUUACAAACCCUUUUGAGAAUCUGAUGAAAACCAGAAACUCACUUUUGGGAAAAAAAGACACUGGCAAUUUGUUCAGUUUUGCAUACACAUUUAUCAGUUUCAGAGCCCAUCUAUAAAUGUCACUAAAUGGGAGUCAAAGAAAGGGGGUUACCCUUACCCAAUAUGGUUGUUACGUAUUUGUGUCAAGAAUUUACAAGGCAAGGAAGGAUCAUUUAACAUUUUAAGGAUUAAGAUACUAGAGGCAGUAGGAUAUAAGGGGAGAGUCCAGUCUUAAUGACCUGAAAGGUAUUGCUUACGUUCUACUCUAUGAAAAAACAUGUUCGACAUACUGACAGAUUUGCUCCUCACAAACCUUGUUUUAAAGACUUGUAGCAGGUGACUCUCCCUAUCAUCAGCUCACACCUCUUAAUAACCAGAUGUUAACCUCCAGACUUUGAUCUGUUUUAGUAACUGUAAAGAGAGAAAGUGAAGUCCCCCAAGUGUUGGUGCAGCCACGGUGCACCAUGGCAUCGCGGAGCCUAAGGGGCAUCCCUUUAGGUCAUUUCUGGCAUACCACUAUCUUCUCUACCUCCGUCCAAUACCACUUCCCUUGGACGAAAAAUAAAAUAAGCAACAGCCAUCA
Messenger RNA from Phacochoerus africanus (Common warthog), 4331 nucleotides. RefSeq names its product zinc finger protein 641 (gene ZNF641). The coding region runs from base 178 to 1452 and encodes 424 amino acids. The transcript has 6 exons. The record is from RefSeq and is a predicted model, not a curated record. Gene Ontology annotation, biological process: regulation of cytokine production; regulation of immune system process; negative regulation of transcription by RNA polymerase II. Lineage: Eukaryota; Metazoa; Chordata; Mammalia; Artiodactyla; Suidae.